Molecule: messenger RNA, 2257 nt
Organism: Opisthorchis viverrini
Lineage: Eukaryota; Metazoa; Platyhelminthes; Trematoda; Opisthorchiida; Opisthorchiidae
Exons: 17
Biological process (GO): cilium assembly
Cellular component (GO): centrosome; cilium; intraciliary transport particle B
Molecular function (GO): protein binding
Source: RefSeq, a predicted model, not a curated record
CGAUUUGGCCAGCUCAAUUGCUUGGGCCUCAACAGAUGAAGUGUUCUCAGCAGCGGAUGACCACACCAUUGUUUGCUGGUCCUUGAGUUCUAAGCAAACAAGCAAGGUGAUCAGCUUGCCAGCCACAGUAUUUCCCACCGAUAUGGACUGGUCUCCAAGACAGCGUGGCAAACAAGGAUCGAAAAGUGUUCAGACAUGUGAUACCUUCAUAUUGGGAGCAACAGACGGUCGAUUUUACCUCCUGACGAGAAAUGGUAAGACGGAUAAGGGAGUGGAAGCACACCAAGGAGCCGUGCUUGCUGUACGAUGGAACCAAGAUGGCACGUCAUUUGCAACAGGCCUUCCGAUUUAUUCUCUUGCAUGGGGCUCAAAUAAUUCGCAAAUCGUGUUUACACUUGGCAGACAACUUGUUCUGCAAUCUCUUCAAGCCAACGCCAAACCUCUGGCUUGGAAAGCCCAUGAAGGCUUGGUGCUGAAAAUAGACUGGAAUGGUGCAAAUGACCAGAUUCUUUCCGGCGCGGAGGAUUGUAGAUACAGGUUGUGGGAUACCUUUGGCAGGCUCCUGUAUUCCAGUUCACCCUAUAAUCACCCAAUCACCUCGCUAGCAUGGGCGCCAGAUGGACAACUGUUCGCUGUUGGAAGCUUCAAUAUGAUGCGGUUGUGCGACAGACAUGGAUGGUCGUAUGCCGUGGUGAAGACGCAAACAGGCAGUCUGUUGAACAUGCGCUGGUCCGCGGAUGGGACGCAAAUCGCAGCGGCCGGUGGCAAUGGUGAGAUUAUUGUGGGCCAAGUUACUGAUCGCUGGAUUGAAUGGAAUGGUUUUGAGGCUGCCGUGGUGGAUGAACGAACAGUAGAAGUGCAGAACAUACGGAAUGGAGCGACGGAACACCUUGAAUUUCGUGACCGAGUAACCAAAGCCUCAUUAGCUUAUAACCAAUUGAUUGUGGUCACCUCCUCUCAGUGUUACGUCUACAGCACGAACAACUUCAACACUCCCGUUAUCACAGAACUGAGGGAGUGUAGUGUAACCUUGAUUGUCCAAUGUCUAAAGUACUUUGUGCUUGUCGAUGGAAUGAAUAUCUACGUGUACAGCUAUGAUGGUCGUCUGGUAUGUUCUCCCAAACAGCCCAAUCUGCGCACUGACUUGGUUCACGCUACUGGAUUUUCUCUAUCAAACGAUACAAUUGCAGUAAAAAACGGACUGGAUGAGAAGACCAUUUACCUCUUUGAAACCGCAACUGCAAAGCCGAUUGGGGACGGGAAACCAAUCGUUCAUUCCACCGACGUUCUCCAAAUUGGACUGGAUCAAUGUGGCUCACCACUUCAUCAACGACUGGCCAUUCUGGAUCGGAAUAAGGAUCUCUACUUGAUGUCAGUGCGGGUAUUUGGAACCAAUCGAAAGUCAACCAAGCUCACAACCAUGGCCAGUUCGUUCAUUUGGUCGCAGACAUCAAAUAUUCUGGCGGCUGUCGUCAAUGAUAAUAUAUCUGUGUGGCAUUAUCCUAACAUUGCGUUUGUGGACAGCGACCUUUUGGCACUAACCACGCACGAACACGAUACCCAAGAGGAGUUUGGUAAACAACCGGAACUUCUCAGUUUCUAUCGAGACCGAAUCACAAUUCGCCGGAUCAACGGAAGUGUCAGCGCCCUCACGGUGUCCCCGUACCCGGACAAACUGCACCAGCUGAUAGCGACAAAUAAGUGGAACGAAGCGCUUUCACUUUGUCGUAAUGUCAAGGACAAAAUGCUGUGGGCCUGUUUGGCCGGCUUCGCAACGUGUGCGAAAGAUUUGGACAUGGCUGAAAUCGCGUUUGCUGAGAUUGAAGAAGUUGAUAAGGUGGAGUACAUCCGUUACAUAAAAGGUCUACCAAAGAAAGAAAUGCAAACAGCAGAGAUGUUGAUGUUAUCCGGGGAGUAUCAAGAUGCUGAAGGUGUGUUACUUCAAGCCGGUUUAUACUUCCGUGCAAUCAUGCUUCACCUAAACUCCUACAAUUGGAACAGGGCGAUAGAACUGGCGAUGAAAUAUAAACUGGCUCUUGACAUUGUUCUAUCGAUGCGACAGGCAUAUCUCCAACAAGCCAAUCGAACGGAAACCCUCGAACGAUACCUUUCACAACCAAAACAGAACCUCCUCAGUACGAACGCCUUAAAGGAGAGGAUCGAGAAGGAAUACGAACGCGAACAGGCGCAUAGAGAAACCGGCAAUACAAAGCCAACUUCCCCGCAAAAUCGCUCUCGGCCGACGAUUGUCACAUGA